GUACAACAUUCCUCGCUAUGGAUGCGUUGCCUAUCGUCGGUGAUAAUUCGACCAUGGCUACCUCCUCACUAGGCGUCUGCUGCCUCACGCUGGCCUCCCUGGGCCCGGGGAAAGUCGCAUUCCCCGACACGAUCCCGUACCAAUCGUCCCAGGAGUCCUACUUUGCCGGGCAAAACAGCGAGCUCCAGCCGUUGUGCGUGGUAUCCCCCGAGUCGGCCGAGGAGGUGUCCAGCAUCGUGACCAGUCUCGUUGUGACCGCCUCCGCCCUUCCUGCACACGAGCAAGCCGGCUGCCACUUUGCCGUCCGCUCCGGUGGCCACAACUCUUUCGCGGGCGCCUCCAACAUCGACCAAGGCGUCACGAUCGACCUGCGCGCUCUGAACGACGUCCAGAUCGCGUCCCCGUCCGAGUCCGACGAUGACCACCCGCCCACCGUCUUCGUCGGGACAGGCGCCACCUGGGGCGAAGUGUACGCCCUCCUGGACCCGGCAGGCCUCCCGGUAGCAGGCGGCCGCGCCGCGCAGGUCGGAGUCGGCGGCCUGACGCUCGAGGGCGGCAUCUCGUACUUCUCGCCGCGCUACGGCUGGACGUGCGACAAUGUGGUCGGGGUGGAGAUCGUGCUCGCCAACGGCUCGAUCGUGCAUCUCGACGAGGCACAGCAUCUGGACACGCUGGCUGCGCUGCGCGGCGGCGGGUCCAACUUCGGCGUCGUCACCGGCUUCGAGCUACGCGCUUUCCAUCAGGGUCCGAUCUACGGCGGCCAUGUCUACUACGGCAUGGAGACCAUUGAUGCGCAGCUGCGCGCGUUCGCGGAGCUGAGCGAUCCCAUCGUCGGCUCGUAUGAUGAGUAUGCCUCGUUGAUCACCAGCUUUGGAUUUGCGGGCGGACAGGGCGCCGCUGUGGUGAAUAGCAUGGUGUAUACGGGGGAGCAGCGCGGGGAUGGAGAACGGCCCCCCGUGUAUGAUCCGCUCUUUGACAUUCCUCAGUUGUUUAGCACGGUGCGUGUGGCGCCCUUGCAUGAGGUGGCUACGGAGCAAGGAUCGUUUUCACAGAGUGGGAAGAGGCAGCUAGGCAUAGUGACCACGCACGACUCGACCGUUCCCAUGCUCAAUGCGACCUAUUUGCGAUGGAACGCCAGCCUUACGGCCGUGCAGGAUGUGUCGGGCAUCGUCUGGUCGAUUUCUCUCGAGCCGCUGCCCGCCGCCAUCUAUGCGCGGGCGCCGACCCGCAAUGCGAUGGGCCUGUCCGACUCCGAGGGAUCCCUGGUGGUGACGGUGCUGAGCGCCACCUGGGAUGAGGCGGCGGACGAUGCGCGAGUGGAGGAAGCAGCCCGGAUGCUGUUUGCAGGCAUCGAGGCCGACGCGCAUGCGCUGGACGCAUAUCAUCCGUUCGUGUACUUGAAUUACGCGGCGCAGUGGCAGGACCCGAUCGCCAGUUACGGGCGCCAGAGCGUGGAGAAGCUGCAGCGCAUCAGCCAGGAACUGGAUCCGAAAGGCGUCUUCCGGCAGAUGGUGCCGGGGUUCAAGAUCCCGCGGUGAAUCGUACAUUGGAGUGUAUCUAAAUUGAAAGGUGCGUCUAGAGAACGACAGUCCAGUCUAUAAUAAUCAAAAACGGUCUAAUACUUCAAUAAAUCUCCCCCUCAGCUCUUCCCCCGUCAUUCACCAACAUCUAACCCCUGUCCACCAAUCAUCAUCCGAUCAGUUCACUAGGUACUAUUUAGUGUUGGUACAUGGUAGUUGGAGCUAGCAUUCAUUAUAUUGUCUUUAUGUCAUUUAUUUGCGCCGUUCUUAUCCCCGAAUCUUGUGCUUUCGAAGUAAGCACUAGAGAAGGCUGGAAUGAGACUAACACUCGGCUUGAUCCGGUUGAUCCGAGAGAAACCAGGCUGAGCGCUAAGUAUCCUGGUAAUGAUCCUGAGGAGGUCAAAGGCAAGGCUGGAAUAGUUCGUCGACU
Aspergillus steynii IBT 23096 is the source of this 1950-nucleotide messenger RNA. Its product is annotated as FAD-binding oxidoreductase. The transcript has 3 exons. The record is from RefSeq and is a predicted model, not a curated record. NCBI's taxonomy places the organism in Eukaryota, Fungi, Ascomycota, Eurotiomycetes, Eurotiales, Aspergillaceae. Gene Ontology annotation, molecular function: FAD binding. Bases 54 to 1538 code for a protein of 494 amino acids.